Oldenlandia corymbosa var. corymbosa is the source of this 1698-nucleotide messenger RNA. Lineage: Eukaryota; Viridiplantae; Streptophyta; Magnoliopsida; Gentianales; Rubiaceae. The record is from the annotation of a GenBank genome assembly.
AUGGUGUGGGGUCUCUUUCGAGUCGACCCACUUCCAGGCGAAGAGAGAUAUUACUUUUUCAGUAAAGGGACUUACAAAGUGGGUCGAAGAGGAUGUGAUAUUACCAUUAAUAAAGAUAAAGGUGUCUCGAGGAUACACGCAGAGAUUUUGAUAGACGAAAUGGUUUGCCUGGAUAACCCACGAUCGCAAUCUUCCAAAGUUAGGGUACGGGACUGCUCCAAGUAUGGAACAUUCGUCAAGAAGAAUCAGGGCUCCAAGGAAAAGGUUCAUGAGUUUCCGAACAAAGAAACAGUACUAAGUGAUGGCGACAUGGUUUCAUUUGGCACAGGAAAUGCAACCUACAGGUUUUCUUUUGUUCCAAUUGUGUUUUUCUAUUGCUGUUCAAAGGCCAUCCUAAAACCCCUUCAAGAGCAGAUAUUAUCAAUAGGUGCUUCUAUUUGUCAAAAGUGGAGUUUGAACUGCACGCAUGUGCUGGUUGAUGGCUCAGUUUCUUUGAAGGAAGAGUUAAUUGAUGCCAUUGCAGCUAAAAGACCUUUCAUUUCCCGUGAGUGGGUCGAGUUUAUUGCAGGACAAACCAUUUGCACUGAAAUACCGAGCUGUGCCUCUUAUGCUCCAACCUUGUUACUCGAAGAAGUAUCGGUCAAAGUUGCUGACCCUCAAUCUCGGGGGAAUUGUUUGAAUGAAUACACUUUUCUGCUGGAGUCGGAAGACAAGUAUAAACUCAAGGAGAGAUUGCAGUGUUUGUUGGAACUUUGUGGUGGAAAAGUUGUUUCUUUAGAAGCUUUCUGCCUGGAUAGCAGCCAGGUUUUAGAGGAUGAAGGAACCAAAAAUGUAGUCUGGGUGAUUCCUACUGGAUCAACUGCCAAUCCAAAGUACUCCCAUAACACUAAAUCCCUGCCUAAUGUAAAGGAGAUGGAGUUGCUUUCUUCCAUAAUAUCUGGAUAUCUAGAUCCUUCAAUUAUUCUAUUACCUCCUGUUCUUGUCACAUCUUCAUGCUCUACGGAUGAAACAAUUGUGGCAGAUUCUGAUGCAGAAACAGAAACUGCCACAUCAGUGCAGACUUCUCCUGCAGUCUAUACAGCGGGAUCCUCUGACCUUGAACAUAAAGAAACUGUCCAUUUACUAGAUUCUGUUAAACAGGAUAGUGUCGAAGAAAUAGCAAUGCACGUGAUACACUCCCCUGAAACAGAUAGAACUGAAGAUAAAACAUUUGUUGGUGUGAGCAUUUGUGAGGCGAAGAUUAAAGAGGAGAUACCAGGUAGUAAUUCCACUGUUAACUGGUCCAAUGUUAGUUCCUUGAAAGGCUUGAAGAGCAGAGACGGAACUGCCGGAUCAAGAGUAGAAAAAAUUGAAGCACCAGAAUGUGAUAAUAUGGAUAUCAUAUACAGUCAAGAUCUUAUUGUGAAAGAUUCUGUAGUGCCAUCAUCCCCUUCUCCUGAAAAUGAUCCUGUCAUAAAUUUCAAACGAUUUCGGAAGAUGGGAACUCCUUCAGGAAACAGCUUCGACAAUCUCAUCCCAUAUUCCAAGGAUCCUUACAAGGAAUCCGACUAUGGAAAUGAAGAAGUAGCCCAAUCCUUCAAAGAAGAGAAAAAGAGAAAACAAAUGGAGGCCAUGGCAGAUGACUUAUUCAAUCACUACGGGGAGAAAGCGGGCUGCUGCAGGUUCUCGCAAAGGAGUUUCUGCUCGUGGUUAGCUUAA